GAAUGCAUUCUGUGGUUCACUCCAGUGUAAUGGUGGCAGAAUAAUGUUUAAUAAUGUUAAGUCAAGGAGUGCUUUGACAGCUUAUACUAGAUUUGCUGGUGUUCAAGAGUGUAGGAGUGUCACUACACGUGCUGAUGCUGAUGAAGUCAGUCCUGGUUUAGUGGUUGAUGGGGCUAGCUGUGGAACUGACAGGAUGUGUGUUAGUCAGAGCUGUGUAUCAGUUUCAUCACUGUUGGGAGUCAUCCCUUGCCCUAUUGGAAGUAAUGGACAGACAUGCUCUGGAAAUGGUGUAAGAGCUUUUCUCACUUUAUCACUUUCUCAUGCUAUUAUUGCUAAGAUUGCUAUACAU
This is a messenger RNA of Amphimedon queenslandica, 349 nucleotides long. RefSeq lists its product as uncharacterized. The annotation marks the transcript as partial. The transcript has 2 exons. Gene Ontology annotation, biological process: membrane protein ectodomain proteolysis. The record is from RefSeq and is a predicted model, not a curated record. Lineage: Eukaryota; Metazoa; Porifera; Demospongiae; Haplosclerida; Niphatidae.